Messenger RNA from Phytophthora nicotianae INRA-310, 1263 nucleotides. RefSeq lists its product as hypothetical. Bases 1 to 1263 code for a protein of 420 amino acids. NCBI's taxonomy places the organism in Eukaryota, Oomycota, Peronosporomycetes, Peronosporales, Peronosporaceae. The record is from RefSeq and is a predicted model, not a curated record. Gene Ontology annotation, molecular function: zinc ion binding. The transcript has 8 exons.
AUGAGUCGCUCGCAGGCAUCGCUGGCGCUGCUGCUGGCGCUACUAACGUCCAUCGCGUCCGCGCUCGUGAUAGAGAGCCCGGACUGCCGUCUAAUGACGCAUGUCUCUGGCGAGUUCACCAACCUCACGAUGCUGGAGUCCGGCGGAUUGAAGAACUUGGAGAUCGUACCAGUGGUCCCAUUCACGGCAUGCGAACCGCUGCGUGGCCAGGAUCUGACGGGCAAAGUGGCGCUCGUGUUGCGUGGCGACUGCAACUUUGUACAAAAAGUGUGGCACGCCCAACGCGCCCACGCAGCUGCCGUCGUAGUGAUGGACAACGAGCUGCGGCACGAACCUCCGUACCAUAUUAUCAUGAUGAAGGAUGAGAUGGCGAGCAGUAUCCGCAUCCCGUCGGUCUUCAUCUCGUAUGUGUCUGGUGAGUGGCUACUAGACGCCAUGAGUCGAGCUGUGCCCUGGAACCCGCUACGGAUGACGCUCGAUACUAAUGGAGAACUACCACAAGCGUCAACGUCGAAUCGCUUGCUGAAGCGUGUGAUCGCCUACAUUUUCCUCAUUUCUAUCGUCUGCGCGUUCUCCAGUGGGCUGAGUUUGCUGUCGUCGGCGAUUUUCCAGUGGGUUGGCAAGACCCGGCGAACGCGUGCAGCCAAGCAGCUGCCGAUCGCCAAAUACGAGCGAAACAUGCAACGCACACUGCUGGAACACUUGCUGGAAGAGCAAUUCGUGCUUGAUCGCAUCCCACUAGCCGAGAUUGAGAACGUUUCCAAGACAAGCGACCGACAUACGGAAACUGAACCAGAUUUCAGCACUGAGAUGACUGCAAGUUCACAAGAGGGAGAUACAGUCCCUGAUGAUAUUUAUCUCGAGAAGGAAGAACAGAUGCAGCAAAAGGAAGAGCCACAAACGGACGGAAUCACUUAUCGGAGCUCGACUGACUCAGAAGCGGAGACUUGUCCAAUAUGUCUGGACGACUUUGAAGACGGAGCGGAUGUUAAGGUUCUCCCGUGCCAGCAUUUCUUCCACGUCGACUGCAUCAACCCGUGGCUCGAAGGUCGAAGUGGACGCUGUCCACUCUGCAAGCAAGACGCUAUUGCUACCAUCGCUGGCGCAUCUAAGAAGAUCUUCGGCUUUCCGUUGCCUCGUGUUGACCAGAUUCUUCAGCAGGAACAUUGGGUCCACACGUUCUUCCUCAUGCUGCCUGCAAGUUUUAUCAGCUGCUUAAUUGUCAACGCCGCCGCCUCCAUCAUCGGCACCAUGUGGCCGUAA